AUGGAUGAAGACAAUGAGGAAGAUAACGACCCUCAUCAUCACGAGUUGUCGGCCAUCAACGAGCUUCCUGAGCGAGAGCGGUCGGACGACAAAGACAGCACGAGCGCCUACAACACCGGGGGGGAGAGCUGCCGCAGCACGCCAUUGGUCAGCACCGAGCAGAUCCCCCCUCUCCAGGAAGAGGAAGAUGACAGAGGAAGACGACUGAUGUCUCCGCCUCCUCUCCUCCCCCUCAGCCGCCUCCCUCCUCUGAACUCCCCCCUCACCCCGCGGCGCCACAGGAGGGAGAGAGACAGAGAGCGACGUCACUCCAACCUCAGCGGAUCCUUCUCCCCCAGCACAUACAGGAAGAUCGAAACAGCCAAUGGCAACGUGGCAAACGGCUCAAGCUCCACCCCCUCCACGCCCUCCAAGUUCAGGUCUCUGACCAGAGAGGCGGGGUCAUCUUCACGAAGAGGCGUGGCUGACGGAGGGCAGGGCUCCAGAGCAGGUGGCACUACAGGAGGAGGAAGUGCAGAGUCCAGUCCGUAUUUCACCAGGAGACGCCAGAGCCAGCACAAACCUCUGGAGCGCUACCAGAGCUGCAUGACGCUCCCCUCCGAGGGCCUGGUGGAGCCUCUGGACCGGGGGAGGGACAGAGCGAGGGUGGAGGAGAGGGGGAUGGGGACGGGCAGCAGCGGGCCCGGCAGCCCCAGGAGUGUGAACAGCGCCCCCUGUGGUCUGGAGGACCGAUACACUCGCGCCUCGCGGUUAGGACUCGCUCUACCGCUCGGGAUGACGCACUCAUCGCCGACUGCCUCACCACAGCGCAUGGAGUGGAAGGUAAAGG
Notothenia coriiceps (black rockcod) is the source of this 829-nucleotide messenger RNA. RefSeq names its product PDZ domain-containing protein 4-like. The annotation marks the transcript as partial. The transcript has 3 exons. The record is from RefSeq and is a predicted model, not a curated record. NCBI's taxonomy places the organism in Eukaryota, Metazoa, Chordata, Actinopteri, Perciformes, Nototheniidae.